UCGCGCCUUUUGGUGUCAUGAGCAGUGCCGCGACUGAUGCGGCCGCCAAGGAAGGGACGGAAAAGGCAGCAAAUGAUGCACCCAAGGCGGUGGCGUCUCACCAUGCUGCGGAGAAGAACCCAUGGCUGCAUGCAUACCACAACUCGGUGGCCGGCAUCAAGGCAUUCACCAACUGCGUUCAACUCGCUGAUGUGUACGGCGACGGCGACAACAAGUUGAUCGUGGCAGACGCGGACCGCCGUCUCAAAAUGUACAAAGGUUCUACGUUGAUGAGCGAGCAAGCGUUGUUGGGUGUCCCCGUGGCGUUGAGUGUCUUCUUCUCUGAAUCCACGCGACCGCGCACGCCGUCCAUUGCUGUGGCGUCUGGGCCUUCCAUUUACAUUUACCGCAACAUGCGUCCGUACUACAAGUUUGCAAUUCCCGUGCUGGACGUCGACCCCGAAGAAGACAAGCUCUGGACGAGCAUCGCCAAGUGCGAAACCGACAUCCCCGCCGCCAACCACCAGCUGAACCUCUUGCGGGCUAAUGGCAUUCGGUUGACCCAGCGCUCCCGCGGGUUUCUCGCCAUCGACGACAUUGACCAGCAAGCCGAUUACGUGUCCAGGUUCAUCGACGAGCCUCUCGUGGAGCAAACGACCAUCACGUGCAUGACUACGAUCAAUAAAAAUAUGGACGAAAAGGACGCUAUUAGCUGCUUGGUCGUGGGCACCGAAGCGUGUCAGGUGUUCAUCUUGGACCAACAAGGUACGGCGGUGCUGUGUAAGACGUCAAUUCCGUCUGUCCCUGUGGACAUGGUUAUCAACGGCUUGUACGAUGUCGAAUACCGUGUGAUCGUGUCGUGCCGCAACGGGUCUGUGUACACUGUCAAGAAUGGCGAGCUCUUGCGCAGUGUGAUCGAAUUGGAGUCACCGGCGUGCGGGCUGUUGCAAAUGGACAAAAACAUCAUCGUCGCAUGCGUGGACCGCAAAGUUAUCUCUUAUCACCUCAAGGGCAAGAAGAACUGGAGCAUGAGCAUGUCCCAGGACAUCGUCGCUUUGGAGGCGAUGAACCUCCGCCGCACCAAACACACGAAAGGCAUCUUGAUUGCCCUCCGCAAGGGUGAAAUCCUGCUCUACCACGAAAAGAUCAAGGUGCACAGCUUCAAUAUCGAAAGCAACUUGACCGCCAUGUUAUUUGGCCAAUUCGGCCGCGAAGAAGCGUCUUUAGUGCUGGUGCACAAGACGGGAGCGUUAACGCUCAAGAUCCUGCAGCGCAAUGCCGACUUGGAGGCGAGCGCGACCGCCGCCGGGCCCCCGCCCGAACAAGAUAUUCCGCUGAACGUACCCAAGAAAACGAAAUUGUACGUGGAGCAGACGCAGCGUGAGCGGGACCACGCUACGGAAAUGCACCGCCAUUUUCAGCGCGAUCUGUGCAAACUACGCCUGACGACGGUCCGCUCGUACGUGAAGGUGAUUCGCGACGGCCAAGGUCCAGUGUCGUACGCUACGGGGGCGGCGAUCCGUUUAAACGCAAAAGUGCAAGGCAUCGGGCCGCGCUUCAAGAUCCAAUUGCAGCUUCAAAACUCGGGCACCAAGUUUGCAUCGGAGGUGCCCAUCGCCCUGCAUUACGACCACACGUUGUACCGCGUGGGCACGAGCCUGUUUGUCGUGCCGCUUCUGUUGCCGGGUGUGCCGUACGCGUAUACGGUCGACGUCGAGAGCGUCGCGUCUGCCGCCGACAGCAUUUACAUUUUCGUGUGCGGAAAAGACAGUUGCGUGCCACUGGUAUCGGCUGUGGUCAACAUGCCAUUGAGUGAACUGUUGGCCUCGACUCUUUCUUAAGUGGAUACACUACGACAAUGUAUACAACAAACACCAUGCGAUUGGGUGUGUAUAGCUGUAGUUGCAAAGUGAUUCAAUAGUAGUCCCAUAGACCAAUCAAUACAUCGCUCGUAGUGAUUCGGUCGGGAAAGGGAAAUGUUACUUUCAAUAUAUUUGGCCUUUUG
Messenger RNA from Aphanomyces astaci, 1984 nucleotides. RefSeq lists its product as hypothetical. The transcript has 18 exons. Gene Ontology annotation, molecular function: patched binding; smoothened binding. Gene Ontology annotation, biological process: protein localization to cilium; non-motile cilium assembly. NCBI's taxonomy places the organism in Eukaryota, Oomycota, Saprolegniomycetes, Saprolegniales, Verrucalvaceae. Bases 18 to 1820 code for a protein of 600 amino acids. The record is from RefSeq and is a predicted model, not a curated record. Gene Ontology annotation, cellular component: axoneme; BBSome; centrosome.